CAGGGAUGGGGCAGCCACCACUUUGCUGGAAGUCAUCCUCCCCAACCUUCACAGCAAAACAUUUCUUCCCAAGAUCUCAUCUCAAUCUCCCCUCUUUCAGCUCAAUCCCCUCUCCCCUCAUCCUGUCUCUGCCCUCCCUGACCCAGAGCCCCUCCCCAGCUUUCCUGCAGUCCCUUUCAGCUCUCGAAGCUGCUCCAAGGUCUCCCUUUCUCUUCUCCGGGCUGAACAUCCCCAACUCUCUCAGACAGUCCAUGAAUGUUUAUGCUCUUCCUUUGCCGAAGGGCCUUUUUCCUGUCAUUGGUUGCUCAGUUCCUGCUCUUUCAGUCCGUGCAUUACAAUCCCUGCCCACACGGGCCGGGCGUGUGUCGGAGCCCUCACUGCGGUGUCAGUCCGGUUUGGCUCUGCCCGGUGUCCCCGCAGCCCCGGGUGCUCCCCGCGCUGCGGGCGGGGCCGAGGCCACGAGCCUCCUUCCCUCCGCGCCCGGGACUACAGCUCCCGUCGGCCCGCGCCGCCCAUCGCCCAUUGGCUCCGUUCGAGGCGGGGAGCGCGCGCUGCGGAGCGAGGCACGAGCACCGCGGGCUCCUCCACCCCCACCAUGUCCCGAGAGACCAGUAGUGAAGCACAGCAGUCGCAAGGUGCCCAGCAGUCACAGAGUGGAACUGGCUCCUCUUCCAGUGGGUCGCAGAGUACAAGUCAGUCCUCUUCCAGUUCUGGAACCCUCAGUUCUUUGGACACUGUUCCUACUCAGGAACUUCCCUCAAUCCCUGAGGACCAGGAACCUGAAGAGCUUGUUCCUCAGCCGUGGGGUCGACUCUUUGCACUUGGAAAAGGCUUCAGCAACUGUGACUGUGUGAACGAUGAAUACUGGUUUGGAAGAGACAAAAGCUGUGAUUACAGUUUUUCUAAGCUAGGAUUGUCUGAGACUGGCUUUUACCAAAACUACAGCAAGAAGCAUUUCCGAAUUUUCAGGGAAAUGGGUCCAAAAAACUCCUAUGUUGCCUACAUUGAAGACCACAGCGCAAACGGAACUUUUGUUAAUAGAGAGCUCGUUGGAAAAGGGAAGAGGCUUCCACUGACUCACAAUUCUGAAAUUGCGCUGUCUGUACAGACCAAUAAGGUGUUUGUGUUUUCUGAUCUCACGGUGGAUGAUCAGAUGGUGUUCCCUAGAGAAUUCAGAGAGAAAUACAUCAUGUCAAAGACUUUGGGAAGUGGCGCCUGUGGAGAAGUCAAACUGGCGUUUGAGAAGAGCACUUGUAACAAGGUUGCGGUAAAGAUAAUCAAUAAGCGGAGGUUUAUGGCCAGUGGUAUUCCAGAGGCAAACCCAGCUUUUAAUAUAAAUACGGAGAUCGAAAUUUUGAAGAAAAUAGAUCAUCCUUGCUUAAUCAAGAUCAAAAACUUCUUUGAGGCAGAGGAUUACUACAUUGUUUUGGAACUGAUGGAGGGAGGAGAAUUGUAUGACAGAGUGUCAAGGCCAAUCAAGAUGAAAGAAGCUACUUGCAAGUUGUAUUUUUAUCAGAUGCUGCUGGCAGUAAAGUAUCUUCAUGACAAUGGAAUUAUACACCGAGAUCUAAAACCAGAGAAUGUGCUGCUUUCCUCUUCUGAAGAGACAUGUCUCAUAAAGAUUACAGAUUUUGGACAAUCCAAGAUUCUUGGAGAAACUUCUCUUAUGAAAACAUUAUGUGGUACACCCACGUAUCUUGCUCCUGAGGUUCUAAAUUCACUUGGGACUGCUGGAUACAGCCGAGCUGUGGACUGCUGGAGUUUAGGAGUAAUUCUUUUUGUAUGCUUGUGUGGAUACCCACCAUUUAAUGAGCAAAAUACUCAACUAUCUCUGAAAGAUCAAAUCACUCGUGGAGAAUACACGUUCAUUCCAAAAGAAUGGAAGCAUGUAUCAGACUUGGCUCUGGACCUUGUGAAGAAGCUGUUAGUAGUGGAUCCAAGCAAACGUCUUACAACAGAGGAAGCCCUAGAGCAUCCGUGGCUUCAGGAUGAGGAUAUGAAGAGUACAUUUCAACAGCUGCUUGCUCAGACAUGUGCCAGUAUGAAUCCACCACAAACAUCAACAAUGCCAACCACAAUCAGAAAGCGUGUCCAUGAAAAUGAGGAAGAAUCUGGCUCUUCUAAGCGUGCUGUUCCUUCUACGUCUUUUCAGAAGAUUAGGUGAAAAAAAGGAGAAAGUGACUUUUGUUAAUCACAGCUUUUUUUUUAUGGAAAGCAGAUUUUUUUAUUUAAGAAAAAUCUUAAUAGUUUGUUGAAAUCUUAAUAACUGUUGAUGAUGUAAUUGCUAAAUAAAAAU
This is a messenger RNA of Cuculus canorus (common cuckoo), 2296 nucleotides long. It is a transcript of the gene CHEK2, whose product is annotated as checkpoint kinase 2. Gene Ontology annotation, cellular component: nucleus; cytoplasm. The coding region runs from base 596 to 2164 and encodes 522 amino acids. The record is from RefSeq and is a predicted model, not a curated record. Gene Ontology annotation, molecular function: ATP binding; protein binding; protein serine/threonine kinase activity. Lineage: Eukaryota; Metazoa; Chordata; Aves; Cuculiformes; Cuculidae. Gene Ontology annotation, biological process: mitotic DNA damage checkpoint signaling; protein phosphorylation. The transcript has 15 exons.